AUGGUUGUGACCAAGACGAGCGGCGUGCUUCUGCUGCAGGCGGCCGCCUUCUUCUCGGGUGUGGCCGCCCGGUGCACCCAAGCUUGCUCUCCCGACGAUCCCGUGCUCGUCCUCCUCCGCUCCGACGAUGCGGCCCUCCCCUUUUGCAGCGACUUUCUUGGCCUUCCGGUAUCCACAGUCAGCGCGACGGUAACGCCUACAGUUGUGGCCACCGUGACCGAGACGAGCUAUGUCACUGAAGUAGUCACCGAGAUCGACAGCACGGUUACCGUCACAGUUCCUGCGUCGACAACUACACUGGCGCCUAUAAAGCGAAACAUGGCAAAGCGGUCCGUAGCCUACCCAACCUGGCUGCCCACCACAUACCUCGCGAAUCGCGUAUCGUCGGCCUGCGCUUGCCUCAGCGUUCCCCUGUCCGUGGCCACCAACACCGCAACCGCCGAGGCAGUCACCCUUACCGCGCCCGUUACCGUUACCGAGACCACGACGAACAUACUCCACUCGACCGUCAUCGUCACCGAGACGGCCAAGCCCCUUGUCAGUAAGCGACGCGCCACGAUCGAAAUCCUCCGGAAAGAUACACAAGCGUCUGUGGGAUGGCUCUUUAACAGUAACGGCCUGGCCAUCACCUCCAAUGCUGCGCAGGCUAUACCGGUCAACUUCACCCUGACCCCUGGCGCGACCACGGGAUCGGCUGUGCGCAUAUAUCUGGAGGACAUGACACCACUAGCGCUAGGAUUUGUCAAGACGAGCAAUCCCACCAACGUCGUGGAUGGCUCACUGGCCGCAGUUCAGCCAACACCGCCCGGCUCGCCCCCCGUCGCCUCGGGCAGCGACAAGUAUGAGUCCGACAUUUGGACCGUCGACACGGAAACAAGAAUCAUCGGCUGGCAAUGGGUCGCCACCAGCGGAGCUCUCCCGACUAUUCACCUAUACCGCGUCGGCGGGCGCCUCUACCCCGUCGGCAAUGUCAACGAUUUCAUGGUAGCUACGGGCGGUGUAAGCUCGUCCAAGUAUGAGGUUGUCUUUAGGUACAGUGUGGUUUCCGAGUCCUGAGGCCGCAGUGAAUAGUUGAUCUUGCUACUAUCUUGCAUCAAGUGUCAACAACAGGGGUACGAGAGGUGAGAAGCUGCGGAGUGUAUUGGAAAGUAUAAUCUAUCUGAGGAGAAAGCCAGUUCUUAUUGCUCUGUACAAUCGGCGCCAGGUGAGGUCUGAACCAAGAUCUCGCGGGAUCUGUUGUCCAACUCGUGGGAAAAGGGGAAAGUAAAAGAAUUCCAAAUCGAACCAAACCGUGGUUGAAGUAUGCCUGGAGCAGCAC
Molecule: messenger RNA, 1318 nt
Organism: Phialemonium atrogriseum
Lineage: Eukaryota; Fungi; Ascomycota; Sordariomycetes; Cephalothecales; Cephalothecaceae
Exons: 6
Coding region: 1-1056 (351 amino acids)
Source: RefSeq, a predicted model, not a curated record